This is a messenger RNA of Oldenlandia corymbosa var. corymbosa, 1900 nucleotides long. NCBI's taxonomy places the organism in Eukaryota, Viridiplantae, Streptophyta, Magnoliopsida, Gentianales, Rubiaceae. The record is from the annotation of a GenBank genome assembly.
UUUUGUUUUCUCCUAGUCCAAAUCUCCUAUCAAGCUACUGAUCAAUCAAGCUAAUUUCUUCUUUUUCUGUCCUCUUAGGAUACCGUUACCUUUGCCAAAAGUAAGGAAAAAGAACAAGAAUCCAAUGAGUCACUGAUUCCCAUCCCCCUGGACCCCCCAUACAUCACCUAAACCAUCAUCAUUCAUCAAUUCAAAUCCAUUCCUCUCACAAUUUCAAGGAAUGAAUGAUCGUCAAUCGCACUUUCAUUCACUGACUAAUUAGGACAGAUUGUAGAAAGGUUUAUUAAUAGACUAAAAAAAAAAACUCAAACUAAAAGAGGAGACAAAAACAUGCAUCAACAUCAUUUGUAAAGGUGGUGGUUGAACAGAUCCUUGGGCGACCCAAUCAUCUCCAUCCACAUCCAUAUAUUGGGUUCUUUUGUACCAGCAUAUUACAUAAGCAAACGGUGAAUUUCUGGCCCUAUGUGUAUUUGUUGCCAUUAUUAUUAUAUAAAUACGCCUUUGUUAUUGUAUAUAAUAAUCGGCGCUUCAACUCCAUUUCUUUCACCUUCUCUUUUCUGCUUCUUUCUGGGCUCUAGAUUUGACUUUGAGUCAGUAGUUGUAAGUAAAACAGUACAUUGCAGACUAAAAAUAGAAGAGAGGAAGGGAGAUGGGGCUGUUUACGAACAGAGUGGAGAGAAAUGAGAUUAAAGCAGGUGAUCAUAUCUACUCAUACAGAGUCGCCUUCGUUUACGCUCAUCAUGGUAUCUAUGUUGGUGGUAGUAAAGUCGUUCACUUUACCCGUCUUGCCAACAUUAGUCAGACCCAUGAGGACGAUAUGAUAGCCCUCCUCCCUUCCAACUGUCCAACAUUUCCUGACUGUGGAUUCAGGCAGCCUAAAAGUGGGGUCGUAUUAUCCUGUCUUGAUUGCUUCUUGCGAAAAGACGCGCUCUAUGCUUUUGAGUAUGGUGUAUCACCAUCUGUCUUUCUCACCAAAUUCCGUGGAGGUACAUGCACAACGGCAGCAUCAGAUCCCCCUGAAACUGUGGUCCAUCGGGCGAUGCAUCUUCUCCAGAAUGGAUUCGGGAACUAUGAUGUUUUCCAGAACAACUGCGAGGAUUUUGCUUUGUAUUGUAAAACAGGGCUGUUGACAGUGGACAGUUUAGGUGUCGGAAGAAGUGGACAGGCUUCGACACUUGUUGGUGCACCAUUGGCAGCGCUUCUUUCCUCUCCGCUCAAACUGUUAAUGCCCAGUCCCAUUGGCUUAGCUACGGCAACGGCUGGUAUGUACUGUAUGAGCAGAUAUGCUACAGACAUUGGGGUUCGAAGCGAUGUAGUCAAGGUGGCAGUUGAGGACCUGGUUGUUAACCUUGGCUGGCCAAGCAGCAGUAUCCAGACAGAGGGAGAAGAGGAAGCAGAAAAUGAGAAGUCAAUUGAGCAAAUCGUCAGCGUCUUGCAAAAUUCAAUGGCGGUGCCGCCGGCGGAUCUGAACCGUAACACAGAGUGGUUCACCUACCCAGGGGUAUGGACAACUUACAUAUUGAUCCUCUUCUUCUCUUGGUUGCUCGUCCUUUCCAUCUUCGGUUGCACUCCCGGCACCGCUUGGACCAUCGUCAAUCUCUCUCACUUCCUCGUGACGUAUCACUUUUUCCAUUGGAAGAAAGGAACUCCUUUUGCUGAUGACCAGGGAAUGUACAAUGCAUUAACUUGGUGGGAGCAGAUCGACAACGGAAAGCAGCUCACCCGUAACAGAAAGUUCCUUACAGUCGUACCUGUUGUCCUGUACUUGAUAGCUUCACAUACGACUGACUACGAGAACCCAAUGUUAUUCCUCAACACAGUAGCGGUGCUUGUGUUGGUGGUCGCCAAGUUCCCGAAUAUGCACAAAGUUCGCAUCUUCGGAAUCAAUGGAGAACAGUGA